AUGGACGGCUCUGGAACUAUGACUAUGUCCACAGCUACAAAUUCUGGCAACGGUGGUGGACUAGCUAAAAAUUGCAGUGCUGGGCCUGGUACAGGGGGAUCGGCCAGCUUCGAAGAUUGGCUGUUCCCGGAAACGGGCGACGCACGGCUGGCGGGCGAGUACGAGUCCAUGGCGAGCGCGGGCGCGGGCGCGGGUGCGCCGUGGGGAGCGACGUCGUCGUGCACGAACGCGGUGACGGACUCGUCGACAGCGACCUCGUCGGCGGGCUCGCCGCUGGACCAGUUUUCCACAUUGUUCGACAGCGGUGUCGGGCCCGCCGGAGGGCUCGCGGCUGGCGACAACGGCGUCGGCAGUGGCGCGGACUCGGACGCGCUCGUCACGGCCAGCAACUCGGUGUCGGGCUCGCCGUCGUUCGUUAAACGCGAGGACGCUGCAGGUGUGUGCGGCGCGCAGCAGUUGCCACUGGCGACGCUAGACGGGUUCGCAGACCUUGAGCAGGCCGUCGGCCUGGGCAACGAGAGCGCGAACAAUGGCAAUGCGCCCGGUAACGCCGGCAACCAUGCAGGCAGUCUGGCGGCUGCAGCCGCGCGCAAACGGCGCGCGCCUCGCAAGCGGCUGACGGCGCACCAGAAAGAGGCCCACAACAAGAUCGAAAAGCGGUACCGCAUCAACAUCAACACCAAGAUCUCGAAGCUGCAGCAGAUCAUACCGUGGGUCGCGUCGGAAGAAACUGCGUUCGAGGUUGGCGAGGGCAAGGCGGGCGGCGCGGCAGGCGCUGCGUCGGCGACGGGCUCGUCAAGUUCGUGCAAUUCCGGCUCGGAGGCCACCUGUUGCUCGUCGGACGCCGCCACAGCGGUCGCGGUGCGUCUCACGGACGCUGCGACGCCCAAGCUCAACAAGAGCAUGAUCCUGGAAAAGGCAGUAGACUAUAUUCUGUAUUUGCAGAACAACGAGCGUCUGUACGAAAUGGAGGUGCAGCGACUCAAACGGGAAUUGGAGCGCGAGCGCAGCAAGUAG
Molecule: messenger RNA, 1017 nt
Organism: Lachancea meyersii CBS 8951
Lineage: Eukaryota; Fungi; Ascomycota; Saccharomycetes; Saccharomycetales; Saccharomycetaceae
Source: the annotation of a GenBank genome assembly